AUGGAUACGAUAAUUCAAACCACAGCAGAAAUCUUAGCAAUUUACAAUCCCAUAGUUGCUACAAUUAACAUUAUAGCUAAGGAAAUUCAUGAAAUUUACAAAAAUGCCGAAAGUAAUAAAGAAAUUUGCUUAAUUAUGGCGAACCGAGUAAGUUCAGCAGAAUUUUCGAUGAAUACAAUGAUGAGGAAUAUAGAAGGAGAUGAAGGAAAUGAAGAAAUUUUAGAAAAUUUUCGUAAAAAAGAAUAUUAUUUAGCCUUUGAAACGUUUAAAAAUCUUUUGACAAAUAUCAAAGAGUAUACUAAUAAAGUAUCAAAGUUUAAUCGAUAUAAGCAAUAUAUCAAUGCAAUGGAAGUUAAGCAAAAAUAUGAAAGAUUAACGAUGCAGUAUGAUAUGUGUAUGAAAGAUUUGCAGUUUACUAUGUUAGUUAGCAGUGAAGUUGACAGAGCUAAUGAAGCAAAAAAAGUCGAUAAGGCUAUAAAAAACACUGAAGCGGCGCUUGGAAAACUAGAUACAGCAAACCAAAAACUUGAUAUGAUAGCUAAAAAUAUAGACUUUUUAAUUAAAGAUAAACAAACCGAUAUCCAAGUAAAAACAAUCGAUGCGAAUGAAUUAAGAGAACCUGUUUAUGCAGAACAUAAUGUUCGAAAGAGUGUCGUUAAAAAGAUUUAUGAAGAGUAUGAGGUUGCAUGUAAACCCAUAGAUUCACAAAAAAUAGGAACUGAAUUAUCAGUCCUUAAAAAAUUAAAAUCAAAGUACAUACUCCAAUUUCAUGGACUUUCUUAUGUCGAUAACAGUGAAGUUAUGGUAUUGGAAUGGGCAGAGAAAGGAACAUUGAAAGAGCUUUAUAAUACUAAUGAUAUACCUUGGACUAGAAAGAUACAAAUCAUUAGAGAUAUCAGUCGUGGUAUUGUGUUAGGAAAUUUAGAUCCGAAACUUGGAAAUUUCAAGUUUGCCCGUGAUAUACAUGACAAAACUAAGAAUCUUUCAAGCAUUUUACCAGAUGUUAUUCGUUGGAUGGCGCCUGAACAGAUUAAGAGAUAUACUGACACAAGUGACGAUAGACAUGGAAAAAAAGGAUAUUAUACAUUUAAUUGUGAAAUGUUCAGUUUUGGAAUGCUUAUUUGGGAGCUUUGUUAUGAAAAAAUUCCUUACCAAGGUAUGAGUAUUAAGGAAAUAUCUGAUCACGUUUUAAAUGGUAAACGAGAAAGGCUUCCGCCCGGAGAAUUCAAAAAUCCUGUUGAUAAAGUGAUUCAAGAAAAAUUUGUUAAAAUUAUUGAUAAAGUAUGGCGUCAAACACCACAACAACGAAUAGAUAUUGCAAAUUUAAACAGAGAGCUUGAAAUGCUAUCUGUAGAAUAUCCUAUUUGUCCUAAAGAUCCCAUGCUAUUAGAAGAUAAAGCAUUAAACCUGGAUGGGACUAUGAACGGUCUAGAACUUGACUUUAUCCCUCUUGAUAAAGGAAUAGAAUUUCAUAGAAAGAAAGACCAUAAAAAUGCAUGGAAAAGUUUUAUACAGAACUCGGAUCUUGGUAAUGUAGCAGCAAAAUAUUGGCAGGGAUAUUAUUUAUCAUAUGGAUAUAAUGUUGUUGAAAUAGAUCAUGAAAAAGCAAGACAACUUUUUAGGGAAGCCGCUGAUAAUGAUUAUGCUGAUGCACAGUGUCGAUAUGCAGUUUCAUUGCUUAAUAAUCUUAAUCAUAAACAUCUUAACGAUGAAGAAAAAGAGAAAAACUACAAUGAAAUUUUGCAUUACUUCAAAUUAGCUGCUGACAAUAAAAAUGUUGAUGCAAUGUAUUAUUUAGGUGAUAUUUAUGUUAAUGGAAAACUUAAGGUUCCAAAUGAUGAGGAACAUAGGGAACUUGGUUUAAGAUAUUUAAAUUCUGCAGCAAACAAUAAUUACCCAAAAGCAAUUAAAUUAUUGAAUGAUCUAAAAUCAAAUAAGAAUAUUUAA
Ambispora leptoticha is the source of this 1947-nucleotide messenger RNA. NCBI's taxonomy places the organism in Eukaryota, Fungi, Glomeromycota, Glomeromycetes, Archaeosporales, Ambisporaceae. The record is from the annotation of a GenBank genome assembly.